AUGAUGCCAUACGAAACACCGCUAGAUUUGCUUCAUAACCUUGGAGAAGGUAUUUGUGAAAGAAUCAUGAGAGAACUCAUGAGCCAACGAACUAAGUUAUCAGUAAAAUCGCAAUUAUUUGUUGCUGAUUCUUCCAGAGUUGAGACAGAAAUGACUACAGUAAUUCUACCAUCUGAGCUCUCAAAUGUCCACAAGAACCGGAAUGGAACUGAUAAGCUUACGAAAUUCCGUUGUGUGCUCUCAUCUGUUGCCAUCCAUUCUGACGUGAUCGGUCCUAAAGGAAGGUUUACUAUUAUAGCCCUUGCAAUGACCGUGAAUCGAAUGUUCACCAAUGCAAACGCUAGAGGUGUUUUUGACAUCCAAAUGACCGCAGCAGCGAAUUGGUUCAUUCAAGAGGCCAGUACAGAAUACUUGUCUUCUUAA
This is a messenger RNA of Caenorhabditis briggsae, 423 nucleotides long. Bases 1 to 423 code for a protein of 140 amino acids. The record is from RefSeq and is a predicted model, not a curated record. Lineage: Eukaryota; Metazoa; Nematoda; Chromadorea; Rhabditida; Rhabditidae. The transcript has 3 exons.